Molecule: messenger RNA, 2542 nt
Organism: Cuscuta campestris
Lineage: Eukaryota; Viridiplantae; Streptophyta; Magnoliopsida; Solanales; Convolvulaceae
Source: the annotation of a GenBank genome assembly
UCUUUUUACUCAAUUUAUAGGCUGUAUUGUCUAGAUUGGGUUCUUGCCUCAAAUAUGUACAUAUUUGAUGACACAUGUUAGAAGUCACAAGGUGAUAAUCUGAGGGAACAUCAUAUUACUGCAGAUUCUAUCAUAACUUCUUGUUUUCCUUGACUUUUCAUGUCAGUGAUGGCUCACUCAACAGCAUGUUCAAUGCUGCUUGAUAUGCAGAAUAAUGUCUUGUACCUUGUAUGUAUUAUAAAAUGCUUACAAUUGAAUAGCUACUAGGAACCAUUCACUUGCUAUGGUAUAGCUAGUUUGGUAUUAUUAGCUUUUAGUGUUUCAUCAUUUGGCUUUCUUAAUUGCUACAUAUAAUUAUUGUUGUCUUCCACGUGGAAUCAAAUGUUUUACAAUGCAUAUCUGUUUUGACAAAUUGUACAAUUUUUUAAAUUUUUGCCUCUGGUGUUUUUAAGGAUAUUGAAGCCUAUAUUUUAUUAAGUAGCAAUAAUAAGCCGCUGUGUUAUUCUUCUCCUAAAACAAGCUCGGAUUUGUCAGGGUGGAAAGAUAAACACUAAUGAUAUUUGCUGCAUGUUCUCUGCAACAGAAGUGGAGAUAUCUGAUUAUAUUUGUUUAUAAAUGCAUUUUUGACAGCUAAUGUAUUCAGUCUUUUCUGGCCUCCAGAGAAAUGUAUUCAUGAUUAGUCAACAUUACACUGCCAGGUGGUAUUCCGUGCGAAGGGGGAAGAUACAUUGAGCUUAAGAAAAAUUUUAAACUAUAUUCUUGAAUUAGCCAAAUAUGACCUGAAUUAUCAUCUCCGUGAUCGUGCACGUUUAAUAAUGAAACUCCUCCCUGGCACUGACAUGGAUGAAGGAAAACACCAACCAGAAAAAGCAACCCCAUUGCAUUUUCUUGCUGAACGCUUAUUUGUGGGACAACUAAAAUCACCAGCUAGAGAACCCUUAAGUUAUCAGUUUUAUCUUCCUGGAUCUCUCUCCCAUAUGGUUCUUCAUGCAGCUCCCGGAUAUGAACCUCUUCCACAACCUCAUAGUUUGAUGUACGCUGAUACCAAUAAUUUCUCUGAAGGGUUACAAGAAAUGGAGAACCAAGAGGAUGGAGUGUCCCACAGCGAUUCCUAUGAAGAAGAUGAUCCUUAUUCUGUAUCUGGAUCAUUGAAUGAUGAAAGUGUAUCAGGUUACAGUUCUCAGGAUUCUCCAACUAGUGCAAGUGGCAGUGGGGCAAGUGCAUUUAGUGAUCCCAAUGAAAAUUUGGGUCCAUUGAUUAACCUUUCUGAUUUAGACAAUGGCCAUAGAAAUGAAAUAGGCGACUCAAGAAAGAGUGAAGCUUAUUUUAGUUCCAAUGAAGUUAAUGAACUGUUGUCUAAUAGUGCUCUAGAAUCAUGGUUGAAUGACAAUCCCGCUUCUGGCCAGGAUUCAUCAGACACAAGUUAUGUCCGCCGAUCAUUUGCAAGAAUUUCGAUUGGAGAUAUAGGUAGCAGAGUCAAACCUAAAUCGCAUACUUUACUAGACCCUGCUAAUGGAAGCGGCUUGAGUGUUGAAUAUAUCUUUUCAGCUGAGGUUUCAAGCACACCUCAAACUCUCGUCUGUGUUGAGGUUAGCUUCAAGAACUGUUCAACAGAGCCUAUGUCAAACUUGUUGAUGGUAGUCGAAGAGGGGUCCAAUGAAACCACAGAAACUGCAGUUCAAACAGUUAUAUCUAGUUCCUUAGAUGAUAAUAAGGUGCCCUCUCUAGCUCUUAUGGAUGAGAUUGCUAUCCUGGAGCCUGGUCAGACGGCAAAGAAAAUUCUCCAGAUUCAUUUCCACCAUCAUCUGUUGCCUCUUAAGCUCAUUUUAUGGUGCGAUGGCAAGAAGCAUAUUGUGAAGUUGAGACCUAACAUUGGAUAUUUUGUAAGACCUCUUCCAAUGGACAUUGAACUAUUCUUGAGCAAGGAAUCUCAGCUGCCCGGGAUGUUUGAAUAUGCAAGGAGGUGUUCAUUCACUGAUCACAUCGAAGAGCUUGAACAAAAUGCUGGUCCAGCCAUGAAAGACAACUUCAUUGUAAUAAGUGAGGCUUUGGCUUUGAAGGUUCUCAGUAAUGCAAACCUUUUACUUGUAUCCGUGGACAUGCCUGUCGGGACCAAUCUUGAUGAUGCAUCGGGGUUAAGGUUAAGAUUUAGUGGUGAGAUACUAAGCAACUCCUUCCCCUGCUUGCUUACUAUGACCGUUGAUGAAGGUAAAUGCUCUGAGCCACUGACUAUGUCAGUAAAAGUCAAUUGUGAGGAAACUGUAUUUGGCCUGAAUUUGUUGAAUCGGGUUGUGAAUUUUUUGGCUCAUCCUGCUAGAUGUUGAAACCUAGUUGCAAUGUAUCUUGGGAACACUCUUCGCAAAAAUGAUUCUUUAACAAUGAUCAUUGGAUAUAGGCUUGUCACUGUUCUGUACAUCUGUGUUUGAAUGGCUCAAGAGUAUGCAUUUAUGUUUUGUCAUAUCUUUGAAAAAAUUAUGAUCUUUGAAUGGAUCUGCAUUUCUGAGACUGCCCCCAAGCAAUCUAAUAUAAUACUUUGUUUCAU